Molecule: messenger RNA, 2992 nt
Organism: Condylura cristata (star-nosed mole)
Lineage: Eukaryota; Metazoa; Chordata; Mammalia; Eulipotyphla; Talpidae
Gene: POLL
Product: polymerase (DNA directed), lambda
Exons: 9
Coding region: 792-2510 (572 amino acids)
Biological process (GO): double-strand break repair via nonhomologous end joining
Cellular component (GO): nucleus
Molecular function (GO): DNA binding; DNA-directed DNA polymerase activity
Source: RefSeq, a predicted model, not a curated record
UGGGCACCUGCCCUUUCCCACUCCCUGAGCCCCCGCACUCGCCGGUCGUCCACGCUCAUUGGCUGCCCCUCUGGGAGCCCUUGGCACACGCCAGCUGCGUCCGCGCCGGCUGCCGCACACCUGCCGAAGUCUUCUGCAUCUCCCAGCUGAGAGACCGAGGCUCGCUCUGUCCCGGAAGGCGCCCCGCACCUGUGUUCGUGCCCCAUCUCCUGGGCCGGGGCGGAACCCUCCUCCCCUGCCCAGUCCAAGGCGCGUGACUACGACAGGUGCAGGGGCUUUUCUCCUGCCUCCCAAACACCUGCUUCCCCACCCCACGUUUUCCUCUGCGGGUUUGUGAUGGGGGUAGAGAUUAUGUAGGGUUUGUGUGCAGCCACCCCACGCCCCAAGUUGAAAGCCCAAGUCCACUCUGAAGAUGUAGCUCUGUCCUAACUUGGUAAUUCCCUUCUCUUGAUAAAGCCUUUGGAAGUAUGAUGCAGCAGCGCAGUUGCACUGAGUCAGCUGCUCUGAGUCCUCAGAGCAGCCCCUCUGAAGGACCUUCCCUCGCCCUCAAAAGUUCUCCCAGUAGAACCUGCCCACACUUUUCCCCUUGAAAAGGGGAGAGUGUAGUACAAGGCUAAACCACCGAAAUUCAGCUGGGUUUUGAGAGGCCCCUGGGAACUAGUUACUGCGCCCAAAACCUGGUCAGUGGAGAUUCCACUUACAUAGGCAAGGGCUUGGGAGGAACUUCAGAUCUCAUUAGUCAUAUGACAGCUGCCUGAUCAACCCUCAGGCCAGGGUCCAGUUAUAACUGAAUGGACCUCAGAGGUGUCUUGAAGACAUUUCCCAAGCGGAAGAAAAUAGAUGCCAAUUCAUCUCCGAAAGCAUCUGCAAAGAUUCCCAAAAGAGAAGGAGCAGCAGCAGGAGGGUGGCUGAGUUCCCUGCAGGCCUAUGUUGUGCCCACUGGCAUAGGGCGAGCCCGGGCAGAACUCUUUGAGAAACAGAUUGUCCAGCACGGUGGCCAGUUAUGCUCUGCUGAGGCCCCAGGAAUUACUCACAUUGUGGUGGAUGAAGGCAUGGACUAUGAGCGAGCCCUCCGCCUCCUUAGACUGCCCCGGCUGCCCCCAGGGGCUCAGCUGGUCAAGUCAGCCUGGCUGAGCUUGUGCCUACAGGAGAGAAGGCUGGUGGACACAGCGGGAUUCAGCAUCUUCAUCCCAGACAGGUAUUUGGACCAGCCACAGCUCAGCAAAGGAGACCAAGUCUCUUCUCCUGGAGCCCCUGAGGCUUUGCUAACAACAGCCUGCUCUUCCCCCACUCUUCCCACCAGACCUGUAUCUCCUCCCCAGAGGGCAGAAGAGACUUCAAGCACCCUACCCCAGCCUGGCCUUGAUGAUGAAACCAGUGAUGGGGAGGAGGCCCAGGUUAACGCAGCUGAUCUGGAAGCCCUGAUCAGCGGCCACUACCCCACUCCACCUGAGGGAGACGGUGAGCCUAGCUCAGCUCCUGAGGGCCUGAAUAAGUGGGUCUGUGCACAGCCUUCCAGUCAGAAAGCCACCAACCACAACUCCCAUAUUACGGAGAAGCUGGAGGUGCUGGCCAAAGCCUACAGUGUGCAGGGAGACAAGUGGAGGGCCCUGAGCUACGCCAAGGCCAUCAAUGCCCUCAAGAGCUUCCACAAGGCAGUCACCUCCUACCAGGAAGCCUGCCACAUCCCUGGAAUUGGGAAGCGGAUGGCUGAGAAAAUUGAAGAGAUCCUGGAGAGUGGACAUCUGCGGAAGCUAGACCACAUCAGCGAGAGCGUGCCUGUCCUGGAGCUCUUCUCCAACAUCUGGGGGGCUGGAACCAAGACUGCCCAGAUGUGGUACCAUCAGGGCUUCCGGACCUUAGAAGACAUCCGCAACCAGGCUUCCCUGACUACCCAACAGGCCGUUGGCCUGAAGCAUUACAGUGAUUUCCUGGAACGCAUGCCAAGGGAGGAGGCUACGGAGAUCCAGCAGACAGUCUGGAAGGCAGCUCAGGCCUUCAACCCUGGGCUGCUGUGUGUGGCAUGUGGUUCAUACCGACGGGGGAAGGCCACCUGUGGUGAUGUGGAUGUGCUAAUCACUCACCCUGAUGGCCGGUCUCACCAGGGCAUCUUCAGUCCACUCCUUGACCACCUUCGGCAGCAAGGGUUCCUAACAGACGACUUGGUGAGCCAGGAGGAGAACGGCCAGCAGCAGAAGUACUUGGGCGUAUGCCGGCUUCCAGGACCAGGGCGGCGCCACCGGCGGCUGGACAUCAUCGUUGUGCCCUACAGCGAGUUUGCCUGUGCCCUGCUCUACUUCACCGGCUCUGCCCACUUCAAUCGCUCCAUGAGGGCUCUGGCCAAGACCAAGGGCAUGAGCUUGUCUGAGCACGCCCUCAGCACAGCUGUGGUUCGGGACACCCAAGGCCUUAAGGUGGGGCCUGGCCGUGUGCUGCCCACGCCCACUGAGAAGGAUGUCUUCAGCCUCUUAGGCCUACCCUACCGAGAGCCAGCUGAGAGGGACUGGUGACCCAUGUCUCCGGGCAGUGGGUGGCAGCUGGGCUGCUGCCCUCUCUGGCUGUCAGUGCUGCCUCCAGUCUCAGCCCACCAAGUUUCACUGUUGGACCACCACUCCCUGUGCCUGAGGAAAAGGGUCUGUCUGGCUCCACGGUCUGCCCAGCUCUCUCCUCUCCAGAAAGGCUAUUGUCCCUUCUACCUCUCCCCUGCCUGGUGGAGUUGUGCGCCACACACAGCCCCUUGCCUUGCUUCAGCUGGUUUGAAACCACCUUUCUGUGUUCAGUGCCCAGUCAUCCCCUUCCCCACCCCAGGAGUCUUCCUAAGCAGUUGGGAUGGGGCUGAGGGGAGACCAUGGCCCUUUGGAGCAGAACAGGCCCUUCCCUGCGUACGUCACCCACCCUGCUUCCUGUGCUACUGGAGGUGUAGGGGAGGGGGUGCCCCGGCUGGGUGAGGGCUGCAUUUGAGGGCCCAGGAACCCAAUAAAGUGCAUUUGAC